Messenger RNA from Aspergillus wentii DTO 134E9, 717 nucleotides. Its product is annotated as histone H1/H5 family protein. Gene Ontology annotation, molecular function: structural constituent of chromatin; DNA binding. Gene Ontology annotation, biological process: nucleosome assembly. The coding region runs from base 1 to 717 and encodes 238 amino acids. NCBI's taxonomy places the organism in Eukaryota, Fungi, Ascomycota, Eurotiomycetes, Eurotiales, Aspergillaceae. The record is from RefSeq and is a predicted model, not a curated record. The transcript has 7 exons. Gene Ontology annotation, cellular component: nucleosome.
AUGCCUCCCAAGAAAGCUACUGCUGCCGCGACCAAGAAGGCCGGCACUGCUGCUCACGCCUCCUACCGCGAUAUGAUUAAGGAUGCCAUUGUGAAUCUGAAAGAGCGCAAUGGUAGCAGCCGCCAGUCCAUCAAGAAAUAUGUUCGAGCCAACAACAACAUCACUGUCACCUCCCAGGCCGCUUUUGACGCCCAGUUCAACAAGGCCAUCAAGGCCGGUGUUGACAAGGAGGAAUUCACCCAGCCCAAGGGUCCUUCUGGCCCCUUGAAGCUUGCCAAGAAGGAGCCUGCUCCUAAGCCCGCCGCAAAGCCUGCUGCCAAACCGGCCGCUAAGCCCGCUGCUAAGAAGAAGGCUGCCCCCAAGGCCGCUGCCACCAAGACUGCCGCCACCAAGACUGCCGCCCCCAAGACUGCCGCCCCCAAGACUGCCGCCCCCAAGACUGCCGCUCCCAAGAAGGCGGCAGCUAAGAAGACCGAGAAGACUGAGAAAACCGAGAAGGCCGAGAAGCCUGCUAAGGCCGCAGUUAAGAAGUCUACUACCACCAAGAAGGCCGCUGGACGACCCAAGGCCAACACUGCCAAGCCCCGCAAGGCCUCGAGUGCAGCACCUGCUGUCGUUGACCAGCCCAAGGUUAUCAGCACCACCAAGUCGGGGCGUGUGACCAAGACAACUGCUGCACCUGCCGAGAAGAAGAAGCCGGCAGCAAAGAAGGCCUAG